AUGGUUAAGGAGGUUAAAGCUCAAGCAAAAGUUGGGGUUGGAAUUGAAACUCUUUGGAAUGCUUUGGUUAAAGACUUGAGAUUUAUCAUCCCAAAGCUCAUGCCCAACACUGUUGAAAAAGUUGACCUUAUUCAUGGAAAUGGUGGCCUUGGCUCUGUUUUGCUCUUUCAUCUUGUUCAUGAUGAGAUGAUGAUGAGAAGUCAGAAGGAAAGGAUUGUGGAAGUUGAUGAAACAAAGCAUGAAUUUGGGAUAGAAGUGAUAGAAGGGAAUAUAUGGAAAAGAGGGUUUUGUUCUUUCAAGACAAUAUUCAAACUUUCUUCCAUGAGUGAAAAGGAAACCCUUGUGGAUUUCAAAGUUGUUUAUGAGACUGAAUUAAGAUGUGAUGGAGAUGAACAAACUCACAUGGAGGAAAUUGCAACUAGCACAACUCUUUCCUUUUUUCAACUCUUGGAAAAGUUUCUUCUUGAUUCAUCAAAUAAUAACUAA
Benincasa hispida (wax gourd) is the source of this 486-nucleotide messenger RNA. Its product is annotated as phytohormone-binding protein CSBP-like. Gene Ontology annotation, biological process: defense response; abscisic acid-activated signaling pathway. The record is from RefSeq and is a predicted model, not a curated record. Lineage: Eukaryota; Viridiplantae; Streptophyta; Magnoliopsida; Cucurbitales; Cucurbitaceae. Gene Ontology annotation, molecular function: abscisic acid binding; protein phosphatase inhibitor activity; signaling receptor activity. Gene Ontology annotation, cellular component: cytoplasm; nucleus.